GAUGCGGCGGCGGGGGGAGCGGGGAGAGCGGGGAGAUGGGGGGCGGGAUGGCGGCAGCGGUGGCGACAGCGGCCGGGGAAAAGGCAAGAACGGCUCCGGUCGGCGGGAGAGGGGCCGGCUGGCAUGGUGGUCCCUGCUGCGUACCCUCCUCCUGGGGCUGCUCCUCAUCUACACCUCCGUGCCCUUCCUCGUCCGCCUCUUCCCUGCCCUGCUGACCAAAGCUGUCUUCCUGAAUUUCCUGACCAUCCCCUUCCUCACUGACCUUCGGCGCCCGGAGCUGCUGCUGAACAACACCAUCAGCCUCUACCUCCCCACCGAGCCUGGAGUCACCGUGGGCAUCUGGCACACGGUACCGGGCAGCAGAGGGGCUGAGGCACAGGGCAAGGACCAGCGCUGGUAUGAGGAGGCACUUGGUGACACUCACCCCAUCAUCAUCUACCUGCAUGGCAAUGGGGGGACCAGGGCUGCAAGCCACCGCAUCCAGUUCUUGAAGGCAAUGGGAGCUGCUGACUUCCACAUCUUGGCUCUGGACUACAGAGGCUAUGGGGACUCCAGUGGGCACCCCACAGAGAGGGGCUUAACCACGGAUGCCCUGGCCCUCUAUGACUGGGCCAAAGCAAGGAGUGGGAACAGCAGCAUCCUCUUCUGGGGACACUCCUUGGGGACAGGGGUUGCCACCAACACAGCGAGGAAACUGCAGGAGGAGAGAGGGGUCCAGGUUGGUGCUGUCAUCCUGGAGUCACCCUACACCAACAUCCGUGAAGCAGCUGCCAACAUCCCUGUGGCCCUGAUCUACCGCCAGUUCCCAGGUUUUGAGUACCUCUUCUUGGACUCACUGGCCCUGAACAACAUGUUCUUCAGCAGUGAUGAGAAUGUGAAGGUCCUGGCCUGUCCACUCCUCCUCCUGCAUGCAGAAGAUGACACUGUGGUGCCUCUGCACCUGGGACGCAAGAUCUUCGAGAUGGCACGCAGUGCCUACAGGGACAAAACCAAGGUGAAGAUGAUCACCUUCCCAGAAAAGCUGGGUCUGGGCCAUGUAAUAUCCUUAACCCCAGAGCUGCCUGCCCUGGUGAAAGACUUCUUGAACAUCAAGUGAUGGCAGGCUUGGUGCACACUCCCCUCAUCCUCCCCCCCCACAAGCCAGGAACACCCCUGCAUGGCACUUGAGCUGCUG
Calypte anna (Anna's hummingbird) is the source of this 1174-nucleotide messenger RNA. It is a transcript of the gene ABHD12B, whose product is annotated as abhydrolase domain containing 12B. Gene Ontology annotation, biological process: phosphatidylserine catabolic process; monoacylglycerol catabolic process. Gene Ontology annotation, cellular component: endoplasmic reticulum membrane. Gene Ontology annotation, molecular function: monoacylglycerol lipase activity; phosphatidylcholine lysophospholipase A1 activity. The record is from RefSeq and is a predicted model, not a curated record. NCBI's taxonomy places the organism in Eukaryota, Metazoa, Chordata, Aves, Apodiformes, Trochilidae.